Molecule: messenger RNA, 1724 nt
Organism: Saccostrea cuccullata (small rock oyster)
Lineage: Eukaryota; Metazoa; Mollusca; Bivalvia; Ostreida; Ostreidae
Product: tripartite motif-containing protein 2-like
Exons: 2
Coding region: 42-1724 (560 amino acids)
Molecular function (GO): protein binding; zinc ion binding
Source: RefSeq, a predicted model, not a curated record
GACAAGACAGGUGCCAUUAUAAUCUGCAGGUUUAUUAAAUCAUGGACCCUCGUACCAGUGCCCAGGAUGUGAUGCGAUGUGACCUGUGUGAGACCGCUGUGGUACAGAUGCACUGUGAUACAUGUCUUGUCAACCUGUGUACAGCUUGUGUAGGAGAACACAUGAUUUCUGAUGAAUCCAAGGACCACAAAGUCGUCAAAUUUCAGGCCAGGAAAUCCACCCCUCUCUACCCUUCAUGUAUUUUGCAUUACAAUCAAUGUAUAUUGUACUGUAAACAAUGUGAACUUUCUGUUUGUUCAGAGUGCCUUACUUCUGAUCAACAUCUGGGUCAUAAAUUUUCUGACAUCUUAAAUGUUGUAAAUGAAAAAAAGGAUAAAAUUAUCAAAGAACAAAGUGAAUUACGUGAGACAAUUUAUCCCACCUACCAGGACAUUGCCUCUGAUGUACAAAACAGAAUGAGUCAGUUAGAAAAAGAAUAUGGAGAUCUCUCAACAGCCAUAACAAAACAUGGAGAGGACUGGCACAGAGAAAUUGACAAACUUGUCCAGAAACUUAAAGCUGAAGUUGAUGAGAUGAAAAACACACAGUUACAAACUCUACAGAAACAACUGGAUGAAAUAAACAAGACAAUGUCUGGCAUCAAGGAUGAAAUCAAUACAUCCUGUACUGUUGUAGAGUCUAAUGAAGUUUCAAAGCUUUUUAAUUUAAAAUCUGUUAAUAUAGAAAGAUAUAAAAAUCUACCUGAAAAAAUUCUUCCAUCUUUACCAAAAUUUACACAAGGCAGAAUCCAAGGAGGAGAUAUAAGUAAUCUGUUUGGAAUCUUAUCAUCAAGUUCAUUAACUUCAGAUAAACAUGGCUACAGCAUGAAGACAACACAGAAAUCACCAGAAGCUGGAUCCUCUCCUCCAGUCAAACAGCUGCUUGAUGAACCAGAGACUGCCUCCACCACAGACACUGGGUAUGGACAACUUUACAAUGUGGCCUGUGUGAGUGAUGAAGAAAUCUGGGCGAGUGGAAAUGGCAGCACCAUGAAACUCUACAGCAUCAAUCAGGGAUCACCACUCAAGUCAAUCCGAACCAAGUCAAGGUACGAACCAUCUGACAUAGCAGUGACAAAAAGUGGAGAUCUAGUUUAUACUGAUUACAGAGAUAGAACUGUGAACAUUGUGAAGAAUGAGAAGAUAGAGGAGGUGAUCAGAUUACAGAACUGGAAACCUCGCGGUGUCUGCAGUACCUCCUCUGGUGACCUUCUGGUUAUCAUGAUCAGUGAUGAUAACAAACAAACAAAAGUUGUCUGUUACUCUGGCUCCACAGAGAAACAAACCAUUCAGUUUGAUGAUCAAGAUAAACCUCUUUAUUCAUUUAAUUCUGAUUACAUAACUGAGAACAGGAACCUGGAUAUCUGUGUGUCUGACUUUGGAGCUAAAGUAGUAGUGGUGGUCAAUCAGGCUGGGAAACUGAGAUUCAGGUACACCGGACAUACUCCUACUCCAAAGAACCUACCAUUCUAUCCACGAGGAAUCACCACAAACAGUCAGAGUCACAUCCUUACAGCUGAUCGUAACGAUGACUGUGUUCACAUCAUAGACCAGGAUGGACAGUUCCUCCGUUACAUAAACUGUGGAUUAAAUAAUCCAAUAGGACUUUGUACAGAUACAAAUGACAAUCUGUUUGUUGCUGAAAAUCACGAAGGGAAAGUGAAAAAAAUAAAACUUUUGCAAUGA